UUUUUUUUUUGGUUUUUUCGCACACUUUUUGACACCGAAACAAAGUCCUCCCCCAAUGCAGUGUUGUCGACGUCGGCGCUCGACAUUCGCCCUGACGGCAGUGAUUCUGGUGACUGGUGCAAUCGCCUUUGUCAUGUACAAGGAUGCCCUCCACUUCCCCGGACCAGCAGCCGUCAAAGCGCCGGUGGUGGACGGGAAUAAUGAGUUUGACAGGUCGGGUUCUGCGCCAAACGACAGCAGGCGCAGCACCAGCACUGCGCCCAAGGCCGAGAGCGGGGAGAGCCUGCACAGCGACCCACUCUACCAGCUGCGAGUAGAACUGGACGCCCAGAACUUGCUGAAUGAGCAGGCGAUGGAGCCCGCGCCCACGUUUGAGACGCGCGAGCAGUUUGAACAGGUCCUCAGUCAACUUCCGCUGGACGAGUCGAGCAAGUACCGCAUCCACAUGCACUACGUGAGGCGACAGAUUGCAAUUGAGCAACCAGACGUGACCCUCGUGUCCCAGUGCGACGCGGACCACCUGCACGAAGCUAUUGGCCUUGCCCAGUACUGGGAUGGACCCGUUUCCGUUGCUGUCUUCAUCCCUGGAAACGUUUACAAGGCCCUGGCGACGCUUCGUCAGAUUCGAGCCUGCCAUGACCGAGUCCGCGAGCGAGUCAGCUUCCAUCUCGUCUACAUGGAGAACGAGUCCGUGUAUGAGGAGGUGGCUGCGUCUGAACUGCCGCUGGAAGGCGCGUGCGAAAACUUCCAGGAUCCGUACGAAGAGCUCCGCGCCAACAAUGGGACUGCGGUCCGACCAAAGCUGCAGCAGCAGAAAGCACCCGCCAAAUACGAUGGCGUGCCGUAUCCCAACAACUUUUUGCGCAACGUGGCUCGCUCUGGCGUGUCCAGCACCUUCAUGUUUGUGAUUGACAUUGACAUGCGUCCGUCGCGCGGGCUUCGGCUUUGGUUUUUGCGCCUCGCAGACAAGCGGCCUCGCGCUUCGCUGAGAACUGCAUUUGUUGUGCCGACCUUUGAGCUCAAAGCCGGUGCGCCCAUCCCUCGUAUUCGCCAGCAACUGAUUGACACCUAUCUACAAGGCAACGCCCGGCCGUUUUACGAGAAGGCGUGCUGGAAGUGCCAAAAGCCAACAGAUUUUGACCAGUGGCUUUCUGUCACCUCACCCAUCUCCAAGCCCACGUACAAGGUCGACUGGAAAGAUCCAUGGGAACCAUUCUACAUCUCAUGGACCAACUUGCCGCUGUAUGACGAGCGUUUCCAGCGGUAUGGGUUUAACCGCAUCUCCCAGGUUUGCGAGACAUGGGUGUCGGGCUUCAACUUUGAGGUUUUGACAGGAGGGUAUCUACUGCACGAGGGCUUCAAAGAGCCCGAGUCCUUCCACACGCAAAAGUCCCAAGAGAACGACGCCAACCGCAGUCUCUUCCGUCAGUUUAAGCAAGAUCUCAAGAGCAAGUAUCCUUCUAGUACGAGGCGUUGCUAGACUUGAUCAGGCAUCCGCGGUUCUUCUGCCAUUGAAUCCUGCUUGUUGUUGUCGUUCAAGGUGUUGGGUUUAAUUUUCAUUUUGUUUCAGGGUUGUAUGUACUAGUAAACACUGUUUCCAUCUGAAUCAUUAAAA
Molecule: messenger RNA, 1615 nt
Organism: Capsaspora owczarzaki ATCC 30864
Lineage: Eukaryota; Filasterea; Ministeriida; Capsasporidae
Product: UDP-GlcNAc:betaGal beta-1,3-N-acetylglucosaminyltransferase 1
Exons: 5
Coding region: 56-1480 (474 amino acids)
Molecular function (GO): glucuronosyltransferase activity
Source: RefSeq, a predicted model, not a curated record